AUGGAUAUCUAUCUGAAUUCUCCGAGCGGUGGAUUGAGCUCGAGUUUAGCCAAAUUAGACGAGGAUAUUGCGGAUAUGAGCUUCGAUGCGGGAUCAGAAUUUAAUCUGCACUUUUUUGAUACGCCGGAGGAUUCCAACACGCAAAGCGGCCUGAGCGAUCAUGACGAGUCGGUGGAAUCGAGCUCGCUGGAACCCGCAUCCAGCCCCGGCCCACCUUCGUAUGCACCACCGCUGCCUUCGCUGGCGAUCGCAGUCGACCAAGAUCCGAUUUCCAGCACGAUCAAGAAUGAGCAGCAGUGUGCCGGCUCGGAUGCCAGCUCAACGACCUCCUCGAAAACGUUCGUAGCCUGCAAAGUGUGCGGAGAUAAGGCCUCCGGUUACCAUUACGGGGUGACAUCUUGCGAGGGCUGCAAAGGAUUCUUCCGACGUAGCAUCCAGAAGCAGAUCGAGUACCGUUGCUUGCGUGACGGAAAGUGUUUGGUGAUACGGCUCAAUCGGAACCGGUGCCAGUACUGUCGCUUUAAGAAAUGUUUAGCCGUUGGGAUGAGCAGAGACUCCGUCCGCUAUGGACGAGUUCCGAAGAAAUCUCGCGAAGCCGGAAAUUGUCCCGAAGAAAUGAACAUUUGUGUAAACUCGACGACACCUACUCCGGUGUCUCAGCUGAGCAGCUGCGGUGGUCCUCCCACGCCGACAGUCGCUGUGAUUAGUGCCAGCAAUAAUAUUAAUAGUAAUAAUAAUAAUAAUAAUAAUACUAACAACAACAACAACAAUAAUAAUACUAGUAACAAUUAUAAUAUAAAUAAUAACAACAACAAUAAUAAUAGCAACAACAACAGCAACAACAAUAAUAAUAAUAACAAUAUCGGAAUUGGGCCCGGCACCAUGACCAACUGUGCCGAAAUCAGCACGUCGACCGCCGCGGUCACCACCAUUCUGCCAGAUUCGAUGACCCUCAGCCCUCCGGAACUGUCCAUCUACGAUAUCAUCCAUUGUGUGGCUCAGGCUCACCGCGGCCAUUGCACAUACACUACGGAACUGGUCAAGGAGCUAAGCCGGAUAUCGCUGAUCAACUACAGUGAGAAGAAUAAUCUUAUACUACACUCACUGGAUUCAAUUGAGGAUCACCGCGUUUGGUUGUGGCAGCAAUAUGCCCUGAGAAUGACUCCAUCGGUGCAGCGGAUCGUCGAGUUCGCUAAACGAGUUCCUGGGUUUAGCGAAUUUCUUCAAGAUGACCAACUGAUACUAAUAAAGCUCGGAUUUUUCGAAGUAUGGUUAAGUCAUGUGGCCAAAGCAUCCAACGACAGUUCGCUUACGUUCGAUGAUGGAGUGUACGUUACAAGGCAACAGCUAGAGGUGAUAUACGACAUUGAUUACGCAAACGCAUUAUUCAAUUUUAUUACUGGACUGAACAACUGCUGUUUGAGUGAUACCGAGAUAGGGCUAUAUUCUGCGCUAAUUCUUCUCUCAGAUCGACCCGGUCUUACCGAAACGAAGGUCAUCUUGAAGACACGAGAAUGCAUUGCGGAAGCAUUGCGAGUUCAGAUUACUAGGACACGAUCCGAUGCAGUUAGUGCACUGCAAAUCAUGCCAGCGCUAGAGGCUAAAAUCCACGAGUUGCGAACCCUGGGUGAGAAACAUUUCAUCCACCUGGAAUGGUUCCGACAGAACUGGAGUUCCAUCCGAUUGCCGCCGUUGUUCGCGGAGAUUUUCGACGUUCCCAAAUGUGAGGAAGAUUUGCAGUAGUCAGAUACUGCGGUAUUGGCCAAUACAUUCUAUAAUUGAUGAUAUUUCGUAUAGGUAUAGUAAUAUCGGACGAAUCAAGACUUGCCAAAUCUAUAUCAAUAUAUCUAUGUAACCGUAGAGAAUUUAGAUCAAUGUUAGUUGACUCGAGUUUUUGUUGGCUUCUUUACAAUCAUUCCAAACUCGCUGGUUGUAGUAGGACGUGACUCUAAUUAUCACUUAUAUACAUAGAUAGUCGAAUUUAACUUAACAUUGUCGUAUAGAAAAGUAAGCUAAUAGAGCAACAACCACAAUAUCAGAAUCAUAAACUAUUUACAUAUCAUUGAUAUCGGUGUAUAGUUGAAAGUACUAGACCUUAACCGCAACACACGAUCGAUUUUCCUGCUACUUCCUUUAGAAACAAGUGGAACCCCGUUUUAUCUAUUACGAAACAUGCCAUUUGGUGCUUAUAUAGAACCAAUCUUAUCAACAACAAAAAUAUACGUUAGGUUAAUAGAAUGAAUAGCUAACCGCUGAAUGGUGGUUUCACAACGUUGGUUAGUCGAAAAAAAAAAAACAAAUGAAUUAUCGCAUUUCUCAUCUCAUUCCUGCUUGAGCAACAAGAACCACACGAAAACGGUAUCGAAGACAAAUAACUAUGUACUACAUAACUACAACUGUGAAUUCCUUCCUGGUGAAUUGAGCCACUUUUGAAAAGUAAGAUACUAUUGAGCAACUUAUACCGUUUUUUAGGAUUAGUUAACUUAAGUGCACGUAUAUUGCGCAAUUGAUAAAGACUCUCCUUAGUUCAAAUUGACGUUUGGGUGCAAUCAACAUCCAAACACGUGCUGCACACUUAAAAAAUAUGUACACAAAUAUACUCACAUACACACAGAUGUGAAAGGAAGCGAUAAGUAAUGAACUGGUGCUGUACCUUUAAAUUGUAAUUUUAGGCAAAUUUUAAACUGAAUGGUAGCUUUAAGGCAUUUCGUUAGUGCACAGAAGAUAAUGAUUGUUACGGAAAUAAGCGAUAAAUUAUCACAAACAAUCCGCAAGGCACGAAACUUGCUGUGAAAUCGAAGUGUUAUUCGGCUAUUUCUGCAGAAACUAUUCACAAGCAGAUUUUGUUAUUUAGUCUACUUUAUACAUGUGCGUAUUAGAUUCCGUUAAAAGUUAAUACCGCAUCGAAGAUGAAGAGACCGCUUCCUACUUUCCGCUCAACUGGCACUUCGCUUAAUUGUAAGUAGAAAUGAACUAUAUUUUAUUGACUUUUUAUACAUUGCUUACAUUGAAACAAUGGAAGAGAACUUAUCUUUUUAGCGAAAUGGAGUAUCUAUUUAUAUGUAUUGUUAUUUACGUAUAGGACUUUUAGACAGAUGAUGAAAGUUAUACGGUCUUGAAAGAAGCUAAAACAUAUAAUACCGUCUGUGUAGAACUAUAAUUUGAUUGUUGAUUUAAAUGCGUAUUUUAUCGCUUCUUAUUAAAACAGAAAACUGUGAACGGAAAAGUUUAUAAAAACGAAACGCCACUGCAAACUGAUUAGAUAAGCAAUUUUUGUAGAUUGUAUUAUUUGUUUUGUUUUUCUUUUUUUUUGGACUCACGUGCUAUGAAUCUCAAUUUUGAAAGUAAGAAUUUUUUAAUGCCUGGCAAAUAUCUGACUUCUUAAGAAACCAAUAAAGGAAUGAAGAUGA
Molecule: messenger RNA, 3410 nt
Organism: Sabethes cyaneus
Lineage: Eukaryota; Metazoa; Arthropoda; Insecta; Diptera; Culicidae
Gene: Eip78C
Product: ecdysone-induced protein 78C
Exons: 6
Coding region: 1-1743 (580 amino acids)
Biological process (GO): regulation of DNA-templated transcription
Molecular function (GO): sequence-specific DNA binding; zinc ion binding; nuclear receptor activity
Source: RefSeq, a predicted model, not a curated record